AUGAAGACCUCACGAUACGCCAUCUCUCGACAGAAAGCCUGCCAGCAAUGCUCCAUCGCCAAAGCCCGGUGCGACCGCAAGGAGCGAUGCUGCUCGCGCUGCGCUCUGCGGCAUCUGCCCUGCCUCUACCCUCAUUCGAAUCCCACGACGACCGCCGCCUCGAAGCUCUUUGGCGACAGCAGAGAUGCCGAGUUUCUCGAUUUCUCCACCCCCGAUCUCAUCUGCCCGAUCAACGCAGAGGAAAUCAGCAACCGGUGGCUGAACGCGUAUAUCCCGCUCCCUGGCCAGAGUGUCAAGAAUUACCCGGCCACUGUGUCGGCCUUUAUCUACCGCCUCCUCAAGUCUUACACCGGCAUGGCCGUCCAUGGCCGCGGGUUCCCGCCGUUCGUUCAUGUCACGCAGCUGAUGGGCCCGCAUCCAAGUCCGCUCUUGUCUACUUGCCUAAGCAUCAUACGGAUAUGCGACAAGCCCUUGCCAGGGAGCGAGAAUGUGACUGCCGAGAUUCUGCAGAGGGAGAUGAGCAACAUAUAUGAAAGGCGCGACACUUAUGAUCAUCUGUCCAUGCUGAGCGCAUUCCAGGCCUUCCUCAUGUACACCAUGGUCUUGUUCUUCAGACUGAGCCAAGGCAACAACCCUGUUCUCCGUCAGGCUAUGAUGAAUCUACAAGAGCUGGCCUGCGUGGCAGCUCGUCAAGGCUUAAUGAGCCUGGCAGAGCAGCGGCGGACGCGCCCCAAGUGGGAAAGCUGGGUCAUUGCCGAGGCUAAACGGCGAACGAUCUUCACCAUGUAUCUCUUUGAUAGCGUCCUCUCCUCUGAAGACGGGCUGACAACGUUUCUUGGCACCGAGUUGGAAGGGUUGCCGGCAGUUUCGAGCAAAACCCUGUGGCUCGCUCAGACACGGCGCGACUGGGAGGCUGCGUACAAUGUGCACCUCGCCGAGUGGGAUGAGGGAAGCCUCCGCAUCAACGAGCUGUGGCCUAUUCCCCAAGGACUGGAUGAACCACAGGUCGCAAAGAGACGCCAUAGAGUGGACAGCUGGCUUGAGGAUCUGGACGAAUUUGGCACCAUGCUCUAUGCAAUCACGAGCUGCACACACGGAGGCAUCUACCCAGCCGAGCCCUACAGCAUCUUUGACAGUCGACAAAGGGCGUUUAUCGUGAUUAUCGUCUCCACAGCCGCAACCUUCUCCGGCUUUGCCUCCAACAUCUACUUCCCCGCCCUUCCCACCAUCGCCUCCGACCUGCACGUCUCCAUCGAACUCGUCAACCUCACCGUAACAUCCUACCUCAUCUUCCAGGGCAUCGCGCCCAGCCUCUGGGGCCCCGUGUCCGACGUCAAGGGCCGAAGAGUCGCCUACUGCUGCACCUUUCUCGUCUUCGUCGGCGCGUGCGUCGGGCUGGCCGAGACGAACAACUAUGCCACCCUCGUGGUGCUGCGAUGCCUCCAGAGCACGGGCAGCGCGAGCACGAUUGCGAUUGGCAGCGGCGUCAUCGGCGACAUCACGACGAGGGCCAACAGGGGCGGGCUGAUGGGCAUCUUCCAGGCCGGCUUGCUCGUCCCGGUGGCGAUUGGGCCGGUGAUUGGGGGUGCGAUUGCGGGAUCGCUGGGGUGGAGGGCGAUUUUCUGGUUCUUGACGGGGUAUGGGGGCGGCUUCUUGGUGUUUCUGGUGGUGUUUCUGCCGGAGACGCUGCGGUCGGUGGUUGCGAAUGGCAGUCGGACGCCUUCGUCCCCGAUGGCAAGGUAUCCUCUCGUCGUAUACCAGAAGCUCACCAAGAUUGAGUGGAACGGCGAGAAUUCGGCGGCGGCCCCUGACGCGAAGAAGCGCAUCGACGUGCUUGGCCCGUUCCGCAUCCUCUUCAGCAAACACGCGACGCCCAUCAUCGUCUUCUUGUCGAUAUACUACGCCGUGUGGCAGAUGAGCAUCACCGCCAUGUCGACGCUCUUUGAGCAGAAGUAUCAUCUCAAGGAGACGCAGAUUGGGCUGACGUUUAUCGCCAACGGCGUGGGGUCCAUGGUUGGGACGCUCAUCACGGGCAAGAUUCUUGACAAGGACUACAAAAAGGUCAAGGCUGCGCAUGAUGCUGCUCAACAGUCUCAGAUGGCGACUGAUGGAAACAACGGGGUUGGGGUUGAGGAGGCCGCGGAGGACAGCUUUCCGCUUGAAAAGGCUCGUCUUCGCCUGGUACCGCUCUUCUCCAUCAUCCAAUGUCUCUCCAUCCUCCUCUUCGGCUGGACAAUCAACUACCCCGACAAGGUGCCCAUCGCCAUCCCCAUCAUAUCCACCUUCAUCACCGGCUGGACCGCCGUGUCGACGCAGUCCAUCAUCAUGACCUAUCUCGUCGACGUGUUUUCCGACCGCAGCGCCGCGGCGAGCGCGAGCCUGAAUCUGGCGCGGUGUCUCUUUGCGGCGGGCGGCACGAGCAUCGUCAUGCCCAUGGUGAAUGGCAUCGGGGUGGGGUGGGCGUUUACGAUUUGUGCGGUUGUGCAGCUUGUUGCGCUGCUGGGGCCGGCGGUGCAGUGGAGGUUUGCGGCUGGGUGGAGGAGGCAGGCGAGGAUGCGAAAUGGUAAAUAGGGGGUU
Molecule: messenger RNA, 2577 nt
Organism: Trichoderma citrinoviride
Lineage: Eukaryota; Fungi; Ascomycota; Sordariomycetes; Hypocreales; Hypocreaceae
Product: MFS general substrate transporter
Exons: 5
Coding region: 1-2571 (856 amino acids)
Biological process (GO): regulation of DNA-templated transcription; transmembrane transport
Molecular function (GO): zinc ion binding; transmembrane transporter activity; DNA-binding transcription factor activity, RNA polymerase II-specific
Source: RefSeq, a predicted model, not a curated record